Molecule: messenger RNA, 1420 nt
Organism: Rhipicephalus sanguineus (brown dog tick)
Lineage: Eukaryota; Metazoa; Arthropoda; Arachnida; Ixodida; Ixodidae
Product: ras-related protein Rac1
Exons: 6
Coding region: 651-1217 (188 amino acids)
Biological process (GO): small GTPase-mediated signal transduction
Molecular function (GO): GTP binding; GTPase activity
Source: RefSeq, a predicted model, not a curated record
AGCGACGCAACGCGCGCCCGCUUAACUCCCUCGGAACCAGUGUCAAUUAAUUUCUCGCCCUUCUUUGUUUAUUUCGCGUGUCACUCGGCUCGGAUCUUUCACCCAACGCCAGUGUUUCUCUCACGCUCGCUCGCUGUCCCCUUUCUCUCCGACGCUCUGUCCACUUCCUGCGCGCUUUCGCGCUCCAAGUCCGCACUCCCUCUCUCUUUCCAACUGCCGCCACACUGCAAGGGCAGCAGUCAGAUAUCCGGGAAAUUACCGAGAUACGAGGCGGUUGCCCGUCGGAGCUGCUGCGGUUGCCCCCUCAACGACUAGAGCGGAUUGACCGGGCCGUGCAGUGUGGAAAGAAAAACCGACUGUUGCGAAGCCGCCGCGGUUUCGAAAAAAACUCGCGGCCACCCGAGUGAGUGUCGUCAGUUCUCCUGUCAUCGCUGCGCGAGACGGGAGCUGCUACGCUGCGCGUGGGACGGUCCUUGCUUGGAGCUCGUUUUGGUUGCAUCUACACCUCAUCGCUGGAAGAAAGAAGAAGAAAAAAAAACGCAUCUUGGGCGCCACUUUUCGUCGUCUUCGUCGACCUAGUGACGGGAAUGUCACUUUGAGCGCAGGAGGGGCAUCGGCAGCCCUUUCGGCGGUGAGCGGGAGCACGAGGCAUGGCGCAGAGUCGGCCCAUCAAGAUGGUGGUGGUGGGAGACGGCAUGGUGGGCAAGACAUGCCUGCUGGUCGCUUUCACCACUGGAGCCUUUCCCGGCAACGACUACGAGCCCACCGUCUUCGACAACUAUGCGGGCAGUCUACUUGUGGACGGCAUCACUGCCAACCUGACGCUGUGGGACACCGCGGGACAGGAAGACUACGAGAAGCUGAGGCCGCUUUCCUACCCUGGGUCGGACGUGUUCCUGCUGUGCUACAGCAUCAGCAGCCAAGCGUCGUAUAACAACAUCUUGACAAAGUGGCAACCCGAGCUCAAACAUCACUGCCCCUCGACGCCGUACGUCUUAGUGGCCACCAAAGCUGACCUUCGCCAAGAGGAGUCCACCGAGGAACUCGUGAGCCGAGCAUCGGGCAAGAAGCUGGCCUCCAAGAUCAAAGCCUACAGCUACGUCGAGUGCUCGGCCAAGACGGGAGAACGUGUCAAAGAGGUCUUUGAAGAGGCGGCCCGGGCAGUACUCCAGCCCAAAUCGUCAAGAAAGAAGAAGUUAGCUUGUAGGUUUUUAUAGGCAUGGCCUCGCGGGCGACAUCAGAGAUGUGUUUAUUGUGUCUCACUUAUUUAGCACGCUGUACAUGAGAAAGCCUCUGCAAUUUUUUUUUUUUUGUAAAUAGGUACAUAUAUCAGCGUCAGCGCAUCAUUCUUCGUACACGCAAUUUACUCAGUGGCGCUCCGGUACGCGCAUGUCGCAAUAAAGUAGAAGUGAAUCAUCCA